AUGGCGGAGGAAGAAAGGCUCGCUUCAGGAGGCAGAAGCCAGCAACGCGAUGAUGUUCAGAUUAGUUGUGGGUGGAAAGUCAGCGCCAGCUCCAGGGUGGGGUAUCCGGCGAUGCGGCUAGAAGGCGGGCAUCUGGAGGAACAGGUGACGGAGCUCGGGCAGCGGGGCGGGGUGGAUGGGUCGCAGCUGCGGGGCUCAAGGCACCAGCGACUGGGGUGGUUGGUGGAGGUGCGGAACUCAAAGGUGUCGUACGUUCGGUGUAUGAUCGGUCGAAACGAGAAGAAGUUCGACUACAUCGAUCAACCGCGUUGUCAAACGCUUCUGCUUUCGGUCUACGAGGAUUUGGCUAUGGUGGAAGAGUUAUUUGAGUGGAAAGCAACUUGGGGAAGGCUAGAAAUCAAGGUUCAAAUGGUAGGAAUGGUAUCUCUUGAUCUCAACACAUGA
Triticum turgidum subsp. durum (durum wheat) is the source of this 444-nucleotide messenger RNA. NCBI's taxonomy places the organism in Eukaryota, Viridiplantae, Streptophyta, Magnoliopsida, Poales, Poaceae. The record is from the annotation of a GenBank genome assembly.